Molecule: messenger RNA, 885 nt
Organism: Leishmania braziliensis MHOM/BR/75/M2904
Lineage: Eukaryota; Euglenozoa; Kinetoplastea; Trypanosomatida; Trypanosomatidae
Product: putative fatty acid elongase
Exons: 1
Coding region: 1-885 (294 amino acids)
Biological process (GO): fatty acid elongation, polyunsaturated fatty acid; fatty acid elongation, monounsaturated fatty acid; fatty acid elongation, saturated fatty acid
Cellular component (GO): endoplasmic reticulum membrane
Molecular function (GO): fatty acid elongase activity
Source: RefSeq, a predicted model, not a curated record
AUGUUCCCGUUUGAGGAGUACGUGAGCGGUCGCGUGGUUCAGCAGUACAUGCGAGACAACGUCGACUAUGUCUGUUACCUGGCGUUUGCCUACAUGGGCAUGGUGCGCUACGGCCCGGGUAUUGCCAAGGCUCUCCUUGGCGACAACCCCGCACCGCAGCCGUCCGCCAACGGCAAGCGCGCAAAGCCGGCUGCUGAUCCAGAGUGGCUGCGACUCAGCAUGAUCGUGUGGAACUUCCUGCUGGCCGGCUUCUCAAUCUGCGGAGCGAUCGUGUUGGUGCCAGCGCUGCUCUCCUCCAUCAAGGACAAUGGCCUGAAACGCACUGUGUGCGAGUACCGCGAUGAUCUCACCUACUCCACCCCGCGCGGUUUCUGGUUUGCCAUGUUCGUGCUGAGCAAGAUCCCGGAGCUCGUCGACACUCUCUGGCUGAUUUUGCAGAAGAAGAAGACGCCACCGUUUCUUCAUUGGUACCAUCAUGUGUCGGUACUCAUCUUCUCCUGGUUCAGCUACGCCGCCGGCAACUCGACAAUGUCCGUCUUCUGCACCAUGAAUAUCUGCGUGCACUCCGUCAUGUACAUGUACUUUGCCCUGUGCGCAUGCGGCAUCAAGAAGGUGCUGCGCCCCUUCGCUCCCUUGAUUACGGCUCUGCAGAUCCUGCAGAUGGUGGGCGGUACCGCGCUCACCUUCUACUCUUACGCGGUGAACAUGUCAUCCUACAAUGCCGGCAUUGAGGACAUCCACAAGCUACCGUGCGCUGUCCCCAAGUCCGCCGCCCGCUUUGGCGCGCUCAUGUACUUGUCCUACCUGUACCUCUUCUGUGAGUUGUACGUGAACUCGUACAUUACGGGUCCCUCUCGCGCCACCGUCGCGAAGAAGUCUGCGUAA